This is a messenger RNA of Drosophila hydei, 1833 nucleotides long. RefSeq names its product tachykinin-like peptides receptor 86C (gene TkR86C). The record is from RefSeq and is a predicted model, not a curated record. Gene Ontology annotation, cellular component: plasma membrane. Gene Ontology annotation, biological process: G protein-coupled receptor signaling pathway. NCBI's taxonomy places the organism in Eukaryota, Metazoa, Arthropoda, Insecta, Diptera, Drosophilidae. Gene Ontology annotation, molecular function: tachykinin receptor activity.
AUGUCGGAAAUUGUGGAUACGGAACUCCUAGUGAAUUGCACAAUUCUCGCUGUGCGUCGCUUCGAGCUAAACAGUAUUGUGAACACAACGCUGUUGAAUAGCCUUAACCGCACUGAGGUAGUCAGCCUUCUAUCCGGCAUCAUCGAAAAUCGAGAUAAUCUCGAUAGCAUCAACGAGGCAAAGGACUUUCUCACUGAAUGCCUCUUUCCAUCGCCCACACGGCCAUAUGAGUUGCCGUGGGAGCAGAAAACAAUUUGGGCUAUCGUGUUUGGUCUGAUGAUGUUCGUGGCUAUUGCGGGCAACGGAAUAGUGCUGUGGAUUGUAACAGGACAUCGCAGUAUGCGCACGGUCACAAAUUACUUCCUGCUGAACCUGAGCAUCGCUGACCUGCUAAUGUCCUCCUUGAAUUGUGUCUUCAACUUUAUAUUCAUGGUGAACUCGGAUUGGCCAUUUGGCUCGAUUUAUUGCACCAUCAACAAUUUUGUAGCCAACGUAACGGUUUCAACUUCGGUCUUCACCCUGGUCGCCAUCUCCUUCGACAGAUACAUUGCCAUAGUACACCCGCUGAAACGCCGCACGUCGCGUCGCAAAGUGCGCUUCAUUCUCGUCCUGAUCUGGGCACUGAGCUGUGUCCUGUCCGCCCCCUGUCUGCUCUACUCCAGCAUCAUGACAAAGCACUAUUAUAACGGAAAAUCGCGUACAGUUUGUUUCAUGAUGUGGCCCGAUGGACGUUAUCCCACAUCGAUGACCGACUAUGUCUAUAAUUUGACCAUAUUGGUGCUGACCUACGGCAUACCCAUGAUCGUAAUGCUCGUCUGCUACUCACUUAUGGGUCGAGUUCUGUGGGGUAGUCGGUCGAUUGGUGAGAACACGGAUCGCCAGAUCGAAUCGAUGAAAUCGAAGCGAAAGGUGGUUCGCAUGUUCAUAGCCAUCGUCUCCAUCUUUGCCAUUUGCUGGUUGCCCUAUCAUAUGUUCUUCAUCUAUGCCUAUCACAACAAUCAGGUGGCAUCCACAAAGUACGUGCAGCACAUGUAUCUCGGCUUUUACUGGCUAGCCAUGUCCAAUGCCAUGGUGAAUCCGAUCAUUUACUACUGGAUGAACAAGAGAUUCCGCAUGUAUUUUCAACGGAUAAUUUUUUGUUGCUGCUUGGGUCUUACACGAUACAAGUUUGACUCGCCAAAGAGUAGACUGGCGAACAAGAACAGCUCGAAUCGAAAUACCAGAGUGGAGACCAAAAGCCAGUGGAAGCGCAGCACAAUGGAGACUCAAAUCCAGCAGGUCCCCAUCACAUCGUCACGGGAGAGGCAGGCUGGACAAGCGCUGAACCACAUGGCAGUGGAGUGCAUCAUCGAGAGGCCAAUGGAUGAUAAUAGCUCCCCCAUUUGCCUAUCUAUUAACAACAGCAUGGGCGAGCGACAGCAUGUGAGAAUUAAAUACAUUUCAUGCGAUGAGGACAACAAUCCCAUUGAGGAAGCGUCCGAAGGCAACAGCAACCAAAGUCACAGUUACAGUCAUAGUCACAGUCACGGUCACAAUCACACCCACAGAUGCACUCACAGCCAAAAUAAGACAGGCAUUCAGCAACUGUGAUGUAAAAGUAUUGAAACGGUUUCGUCUUUUGAAAGAGAGCCAAUCAAAAGAAGAGUAAUUUCAUUGUAAAUACGAAACAAGAAGUUGUGGUUUUCAGACAAACGAAUAUUAACGAAAUUGUAUGAAUUUUUAGAGUGUAAUCCAAAACGUUUUCAUCCACUCAAAUAUGUAAGUAAUACAUCAAUAAUGAGAUGUACGUUUUUAAUGUUGUAUAAAUAUAUAGUACAAUUUAAAUUUAUUGUA